CCGCGCUGCCGGGCGCCGGCAGGGUCAUGUCGCGUCGUCUGCGGCAGGCUGUCGGUGCCGUGACCCGGCGCGCUGGGCGGCCGCUGGCCCUCGCGCUAGUGGUGGGCUGUGUGGUAUUUGUCGUUCAGCGGCGCGGAGGUGAACCGGGUCAGGUGCAUCAGUUCAGGUGUUCGUCGCUCCCGCACCCGCUGUCGCUGCAGCCGGUGGCCGAGCGCUGGUACAGGCCCGGCCGUCACACGGUGGCCGGCGCGCGCCGGUGUCUGCGCAGACAGGGCGUCUCCCGCGUGCUGUUCAUCGGCCACUCGCGGCUCAGGCAGGUGUUCGAGCGCAUGUCGGCGCACCUGAGGUUGCCGCCAGUGACCCGGCUCGACGCUCGCCGGGCGGCACUCUCCGCGGCCACCUUCCGCGACCUCCCGCUGCAGCCCGGGUGGGUCCACUUCGCCACGGCCAACUCCACGUGUCUCGAGGUGUGGCCCAAGCCGAACGCAGACGGCUACGACGGCCCGCCGCGCGCGUGGUGCUCGCUGGCCGCCGCCGCGCCGGGGCUCACACUCGAGUUCCGCUGGCGUUUCGCGCUCAAAGGGUUCCUCUCGACUCUGGCGGAGCUGAGCAGCGCCUGCGCGGCGGCCGGCGACUGCGUGGACGUGCUGCUGCUGACGCAGGGGCUACACUACCUGGUGUCGGGCAGCUUCAGCUCCACCUCGGCCGUGUACGCCGAGACGCUGCGGCGCGCCGCGGCCCUGCUGAAGCCGAUGACUGCGCGCGGCACACGGGUCGUCUGGAUGCUGGAGCAGCCGUCCAACACACGAAACAAGCACGACGCGGAGGGGAUGAACGACGAUAUGACUGUAUUGGCACCGCUGGCGCGCGAGUCGCUCCUCGAACUGGACGGCAGGGGUGUCUGGGUGUGGUCCUCACACCUGAAGAUCGUCACGGACUUUUUGAUGCGGUCGUGCCGGGCGAAAAUGUACGAGACGGCCGCUGACGAGAAGGUGUGCGACGACGAGAUCUACCAUGUAAACAACGCGAGCCUCGACCGUAUGUCGGACGAGGUAAUGGAUUUCAUGUGCGGGUGCUGAGUGUGAACCGAAUCGGCGGAGCCUUAUCCGUAGUCCUGGUGAAUAGUGACGCAGUGAAGAUACACCUGCUCUAUGUUCAUUGAUACAGUGUGACAUGCUCACACACACACACACACACAAACGUUUAUUAAGGAACAAUGCUAUUGUAUCUAGCGGGUAUUUCGAAACUCAGGGUAUUUUAAGCCUGUUAGGCGUUGAUACACCAUAGAGAAUAGAGAUGGGGAUUUCCUACAGGCUGCCGAAAUCCGACCUCAAUAGCUCAGUAACUGCAUAGUGCCGCCGAAUCGCCGACCCGACCAAUAGCGAGUGUCCAGGUCGAAUUUGCUUGUGUGUCUGUGGGAUGAAUAGGAAGCAUAGACCAUGGGAAGCUCAAGAGCUCUCGAGAUAUUCACCAAAAAGUUCAGCGGUUGCAUCCCCCGUGCUGGCAAGGUUUGCUUGUUUGUGGCCCACGCAGAAGAGUAGACGCACCUUAUACGCUAUGUCAAGAGAGACGGGAGCAUCGCACAGGCGCAGAGCUCUGUUGCAUCCGUAUUUAUGUA
Messenger RNA from Amphibalanus amphitrite, 1618 nucleotides. RefSeq lists its product as uncharacterized. The transcript is spliced from 2 exons. The record is from RefSeq and is a predicted model, not a curated record. NCBI's taxonomy places the organism in Eukaryota, Metazoa, Arthropoda, Thecostraca, Balanomorpha, Balanidae. The coding region runs from base 27 to 1079 and encodes 350 amino acids.